Molecule: messenger RNA, 7697 nt
Organism: Dromiciops gliroides (monito del monte)
Lineage: Eukaryota; Metazoa; Chordata; Mammalia; Microbiotheria; Microbiotheriidae
Gene: F8
Product: coagulation factor VIII
Exons: 26
Coding region: 243-7271 (2342 amino acids)
Molecular function (GO): oxidoreductase activity; copper ion binding
Source: RefSeq, a predicted model, not a curated record
AACAAGGAGAACCCUGCAGCUGGAAGAGGGUUUCAACUUUGCCUCCAGCUCCCCCAGGGGUGCUCUUCAUGGCAGAGUUGCUCCAGACUGCUCGGUACUGCUGCUUCUGCCCUUGGAGUGGUCUGGGAACCUUGUGGGGCUUUUGCCCAAUCUCAGAAAGUUUUUCUCUUUUGUGGAUGAAUCAAGAGAACUUUAUGGGAGAAUAAACAGCCCUCUGGCUUGGAACUCGCAUUCUUCCCAGAAUGAAGGGGGCCAUCCAGCUCCUGCUCUUGGCCAGCUUUCUCCUAUCUCUCCCAAAAGAGAGCAUCUGUGCCACCCGGAGAUACUACAUCGGAGCUGUCGAGCUUUACUGGGACUAUAGGAGAAGUGAGCUGCUAGACACUCUCAGCCUGGAGCGAGGAUUUCCUCCAAGAGUCCCAGAGUCCUUUGCAUCUGAUGGCUCCACGCUGUAUAAAAAGGCCGUGUUUGCAGAAUACACAGAUAGCCUCUUUCUCCAAGCCAAGCCCAGAGCACCAUGGAUGGGUCUCCUGGGUCCCACCAUUCGGGCAGAAGUCAAUGACACGAUAGUCAUCACGCUGAAGAACAUGGCUUCCCAUCCAGUCAGCCUCCAUGCUGUUGGUAUAUCCUACUGGAAGGCCUCAGAGGGGGCCAGGUACAAUGACCAGACCAAUUACAUGGAGAAGCAAGACGAUAAAGUAGCCCCAGGUGCUAGCUACACGUAUGUCUGGAAGGUCCUGAAAGAGAACAGCCCCAUGGACCAUGACCCCCCAUGUCUCACCUACUCCUAUCUCUCCUAUGUUGACACUGUGAAGGACCUGAACACAGGCUUGAUUGGGGCUCUGCUGGUCUGUAAAAAAGGAAGUCUGGAAAGAGAUGGGACACAACACUUACAAGAGUUUGUGCUGCUCUUUGCUGUUUUUGAUGAAGGGAAAAGUUGGCAUUCAGAGCCAGAUGAGCCCAAGACACAAGCUCGGGUGCACCAGUCCAACAAAUUGUACCCCAAAGUGCACACUAUAAAUGGCUAUGUGAAUGGGUCUUUGCCAGAUCUGCUAGUGUGUCACAGGAAGUUGGUCCAUUGGCAUGUGAUUGGGAUGGGCACUGCUCCCGAAGUCCACUCGAUUUUUCUGGAAAGCCACACAUUCCUUGUGAGAAAUCACCGCCUUACCUCUCUGGAGAUCUCUCCAGCCACCUUUCUCACCGCCCAGACACUGCCUAUGGACACUGGUCACUUCCUGAUGUUUUGUCAGAUCUCAUCUCACCAACAUGAUGGCAUGGAAGCCUAUGUCCACGUGGAAGCCUGCCCUGAGAAGCCCCAGCUCCGGAUGCAGAAAGAUCCAGAGGUUUAUUAUGAUAACUACGAGGAGGACACUGAAGUGUUCCUGUUGGCCGACGCCAGUGAUUCUUCCUUCCUCCAAGCACGCUCAGUGGCCAAGAAGCACCCCAAAGCCUGGCUUCAUUAUAUUGCAGUGCAAGAGGCAGACUGGGACUAUGCACCUGCAGUCUCUGCUGACCCCUCAGCCAGUGAUUCCAAAAGUUCUUAUCUGAACAGUCGUCCUCAGCGGCUUGGCAGGAAGUAUAAGAAAGCCCGUUACGUGGCCUACACAGAUGAAACCUUCAAGACUCCUCAGUCUAGUCCACACGAAUCAGGCAUUUUGGGCCCUUUGCUUUAUGGAGAAGUUGGGGACACACUCUUGAUCAUAUUCAAAAACUUGGCAAGCCGACCAUACAACAUUUACCCUCACAGCCUUACCAGUGUUAGCCCUUUGCACUCUGGGAGACUACCUAAAGGUGUGAAAGAUGUCAAGGAUGUGCCGAUCAUGCCAGGCCAGAUAUUCAAAUAUAAAUGGGAAGUAACUUUGGAGGAUGGGCCAACUCAGGCAGACCCCAGAUGCCUGACUAGGUACUACUCCAGCUCUGUCAAUGCAGAACGAGACCUGGCUUCGGGCCUUGUUGGGCCUCUCCUCAUAUGCCAUAAAGAAACUGUGGAUCAAAGAGGAAAUCAGAUGAUGUCAGAUAAGAGGAAUGUGCUCCUCUUCUCCAUCUUUGAUGAGAACCGCAGCUGGUACUUGCCAGAGAACAUGCAGCGGUUCAGCUUGGAUGCAGGGGAAGUGCACCCCCAGGAUCCUGAGUUCUAUGCCUCCAAUGUCAUGCACAGUAUCAAUGGCUACGUGUUCAACAGCUUACACCUGGCUGCCUGUUUGCAUGAGGUGGCCUAUUGGCACAUACUCAGCGUUGGAGCCCAGACUGAUUUCCUGUCUGUCUUCUUCUCUGGCUACAUCUUCAAGCACAAGAUGGUCUUUGAGGACACACUCACCCUCUUCCCAUUUUCUGGGGAGACUAUCUACAUGACCAUGGAUAAUCCCGGUACCUGGAUACUAGGCUGCCACAACCCUGAGUUUAGGAAAAGAGGCAUGACAGCCUUGCUGAAGGUCGCAACUUGCCCCGGGAACACUGAGGAUUCUCUGGAGUACUAUGAUGAGCUACCAGCUGACUUGUUGAGGAAAGAUAGCUUCCUGGAGCCCAGAAGCUUGAGGAGCAUUCAGUAUCGGCACCCAUGCCCUGACAAGCUGCCCUUCCCAAGCACCACGGCAUCCCAAACUGAUCCUGUGGAGGAGAGCCAGGUGCCCAAGUCACAAAGCCUGAGGCUUGGCGAUACACCAGUGCUUUCCAAGCACUGCCUGGCUGGCCCAGGUGAUCUAUUCCAACCAGCUCUGGAAGAUCCAACCUACGAGCCUCUUCCUGUGGACUAUGGCCCUGGGCCAAGAGAGCAAAGUAACCUGGGCCCAGGCAGGGUGCAGGAGUUCAGGAAGCCAACUGAUUCCCUUGGUUUAAAUCACAGGUUCCAGCACCAUGGGACUGGGUCAUCAAUUCCACUUAUGUGGCCUGGCCUCCAACCCAAAAGCAGUAAGGCCACAUGGGGACGUUUGCAGGCCCCAAUCAGAGUAGCUCUGAGGAAGGAGGAUUCUGAGCUUCCCAGGUCCUCAGUGAACAUAACUCUUUCUCCAGCCCUUUUAUCUUCUGACCCAUUGGCAGCAGCCCUAAGAGACAUGACUGCACAGAUCCCUUUUGUUCAAUGGAAAGAGGCAGGGCCCAUGUCAAGACAUCCAGAAAACCUUGGAAGCCCAGAGGGACUUCCCUUAGCUAAGAAACCCACACCCAUACAGCUGAGGGACCGUAACCCUGCUGACUCUAAGGCUUUCAAAGUGGCUUCAAAGGAUAAAAAAGUAGUUUUCCUAGGAAGCAAGGUAUCUUCCCUGCUGAGGGAUGAGGGAUUCCAAGAAAAGAGUGCUCAAGAAGUCAUUGUGGCUCCUGAAGGAAAAGCCUUUGAAGGGAAUGUUUCCUUGGGCAGAUCAAAUAUGAGAGCUAGUGGCUCUGGAAGCCCUCUCAGCCUCCCUAUGGGUGGGCCAGUUGUACUGGAUGAAAGUGAACUGUCAAUCAGGAAAGAUAUUGUGUUGGUAAAAGAUACAGAGACUCAUGAAACGGCUUCUUGGGGUACCAGGAGCACUCUUCUAGACAGGAAUAGAGCUGUCCCCAUGCCCCAUCAUCUGCCAACUGAUGUUAUGGCCCUAGGAAAAGAGUUCACAGACCCCCCAAGAAAAAUACGCUCAGUUCCACUGAAGACUGACUCACCUCACUGCGAAGAUUCAUUUAAGAAGGUGUCAUCGCCAGAUUCGGCAAACAGUAAAAAUGAAAAUGAGAGAAAGGACUCCCAGAUCCUCAAGACAGAGACUGUCUCGGAGCAAACCAUGACCACAGACUCAGCACUUGAACCUUGGGACAGGAAGAUUCCCUUCUCAGAAAAGAGCACAGUGGUACCAGCAGAGAAGACAUUUACAAAUGAUCCGGACCUCAGAGGAGUGAGACCAAAGGGUAACAGCAAGAAUGUGCGGCCUACUCAGUUAGUCACUGUACAAGAGACUUAUACCCCAAGACAAAGACCACACUUUCAAGAAGUGAUGGAAAGGAAGGAAACACUGAUCUCAGCCUCACCUCCACCCUAUUUGGCCAAUGAAAAGAAGCUUCUUAAGGCCCUUUUCUUGUCAAGCGUCAAGGAGAGUGGUACAUUGGAAGGAGGAGAGGAGAAUACACUUGAGCUAGUUUUACCAAACUCACAACUAUUAACCAGUUCGUUAAGUGGUCCGACAAGUGAUGCAGGGCUUCAGAAGACUCAUUUAUUUGCCAGAGAAGGAAUACUUCAAAAGAAUGUGAAGGAAAUGAACGCAGAGAGUCAUACUUUAGACAAUCACAGUGAGCAAAGAGUGGAUAGAGACCCAAAUCCAAGUCAGAUGGGCCUACUGCUAGAAGAGCCAGAAACAGGGAGUGAGCUUGAAGACAAUGCCACAGCAAUCCAAUGGUCAAAAAUAAGGCAACUUGUACUUCAAGGUGACAUGCUCAAAGCAGACUCUGGAGAGUCACAAAAAGCUGCCACUUCCCAUCCUCCUUUGAGUAGCCAAGGGGCCUCUAGGCCAGAUGACUCCACAAUGUCUUCUCCAAAGUCUCAGGUAUUUCCAUCCCCAAACCCCACCCAGUCAGUUCAUUCCCCUUCUUACACUGACUCUUCUCAACUCCAGUCAGCAGCCCACAAUAAUGACCUCAAGGAAAGAAGCCAUGCAGCUCAAGAAGGCAACUGGAUUAUGCAGACACUCAAAGAUAGAGAUGUUAUUUUAGAUACCCUCAACUCAGAGCUUUCAGAAGGCCAAGAGGUGGGUAGCGCCCAGGAAGAGAUGACCUCUGUCCAAAGACAUCCUGUUAAGCCUGGGCAUCAAGAAAUCCCGCCUGACUUAGACACCAGAUCAGAGAUGCAGAAGGUUCCACAUUCAAGUGUCACUGACCACCUGCCUCCCUUAGCAGAGGCCGUCUCUCUUAGAGCACAGGCAACUACAGAAUCUAGUAAAGGGAUGAGGUCAGAGGAAGUGACCAUACGAAAAGGGGAAGCCAAAACUUUAGAAAGGCCUUUCCCAAAGGAAACGUAUCCUGUUUUCUGGGGUAGCCAUACUGCCAACCAAAUAUUCACAGGAGAAGAACAGAAAUCCCAAGAUCAUCAGUCAGAUGGUCAAGCUUUUCCCCAGACAGAUACUAUUCCCCACCUAAGCCUAUUCAAGCGAGGGGAGAAACUAACAGAAGGGACAAGUCAGAAACGAGCUGAGCCCCCUUCUACCUGGGGCAUGAAUUCUUCAGAGAGCCCUCAACAGCCAUUUGCCUUGAAUUUUCUUCCAAACGAAACGACCCCAACUUCUGUCCAGUCAGAGACAGAAAAGGACAGCUACGAUGACAGCAGCUUGGAAAUUCAAAUGGAAGAUUUUGACAUCUAUGAAGAUAGUGAGAGCAAGGGGCCUCGCACUUUCAAGAAACAAACUCGCCACUACUACAUUGCUGCCCAGGAAAAAAUCUGGGACUAUGGGCUCAACAAAUCUCCUCAUUUCCUAGGAGGCCGGGUGCAGAAUGACAGUGCCUGGAAAUAUAAGAAAGUGGUUUUCCAGGAAUUUGCUGAUGGUUUCUUUACAGAGCCUCUGGAUCGUGGGGAGCUGACUGAACACCUGGGGCUCCUGGGGCCAUUUAUCAGAGCAGAAGUUGAAGACUAUAUUGUGGUCACUUUCAAGAACCAGGCUUCGCGACCUUAUUCCUUCUAUUCUAGUCUCAUUUCCUAUGAGGAACAUCAGGGGCAAGAAAGUGACCUUAGAAAGAAAGAAGUGAAACCUGAAGAGACUGAAACAUAUUCUUGGAAGGUGGAGCCCCAUAUGGCCCCGACCGACAAGGAGUUUGACUGUAAGGCCUGGGCUUAUUUCUCUGAUGUUGACCUGGAAAAAGAUCUACACUCAGGGUUGAUUGGGCCAAUACUGAUCUGUCACCCUGACAAACUGAAUCCGUCUCAUGGCAGACAGUUGACUGUCCAGGAAUUUACCCUGUUCUUCACCAUCUUUGAUGAGACCAAGAGCUGGUAUUUCGCUGAGAACAUGGAGAGGAACUGCAAGCCUCCAUGCAAGGUCCAGAUGGAUGACCCUAGUUUUCAAAGGAACAACCGCUUCCAUUCAAUCAAUGGUUAUGUAAAGGAUACGUUGCCUGGAUUGGUGAUGGCUCAGCACCAAAAGAUCCGGUGGUAUCUGCUUAGCAUGGGCAGCAAUGAAAAUAUCCACUCCAUUCAUUUCAGUGGCCAAGUAUUCACUGUGCGGACAAAGAAAGAAUACAAAAUGGCAGUCUACAAUCUCUAUCCUGGUGUUUUUGAGACGGUAGAAAUGCAGCCCUCUCAAGGAGGAUUGUGGCGGGUCGAGUGCAUGAUCGGGGAGCACCAGCAGGCUGGGAUGAGCGCCAUUUUCCUAGUGUACAACAAGCAGUGUCGGAAUGCUCUGGGAAUGGCCUCUGGCCAGAUCACUGAUUCUCAGAUCACAGCUUCUGGACAAUAUGGCCAGUGGGCCCCAAAGCUGGCCAGACUCAAUCAUGCAGGGUCUAUCAAUGCCUGGAGCACCAAGGAUGCCAAUCCUUGGAUCGAGGUUGACCUGUUGAAGCCGAUGAUUAUCCAUGGUAUCAAGACCCAAGGAGCCCGACAGAAAUUCUCCAGCCUCUACAUCUCUCAGUUCACCAUCAGGCACAGUCUUGAUGGACAGACAUGGAAGAAUUACCGAGGAAACUCUACUGGUACCAUGAUGGUGUUCUUUGGGAAUGUAGAUGCAUCUGGUAUCAAAGAAAAUGUGUUUGACCCUCCCAUGGUGGCCCAGUACAUCCGCCUCCAGCCCUCCCACUUCAGCGUGCGCAGCACCCUCCGAAUGGAACUGCUUGGCUGUGAGCUCAACAGCUGCAGCCUUCCAUUAGGCAUGGAAAAUCGAAGCAUCUCCGAUGCACAGGUCACAGCUUCAUCCCACAAGGCCAGUGUGUUUGCCACCUGGGCCCCUUCCCAAGCCCGACUUAACCUGGAGGGCCGAACCAAUGCCUGGAGGCCCCAGGAGAAUGGGCAGAAGGAGUGGCUGCAGGUGGAUUUUCAGAAGGUGAUGAAAGUCACUGGAGUAAUCACCCAGGGUGUGAAGUCCAUCCUCACCAACAUGUAUGUGAAAGAAUUCUUGCUCUCCAGCAGCCAAGAUGGCAAAAACUGGACCUUUGUUCGUCAGAAUAACAAAAUAAAGAUCUUCAAGGGGAAUGAGGAUCAUACUAGCCCUGUGGUGAACCCCGUGGAGCCCCCACUGUUUGCCCGACGUCUGAGGAUUCACCCCUGGAGCUGGGCCAACCACAUUGCUUUGAGGGUGGAGGUUCUGGGUUGUGACACUCAGCAGCCGCCCUAAUGGGUUAGGUUUGGCCGAGCUUUGCUCCAAAUAGCCAUUUCCCCUUCUAGGCCGACAUCCCUUUCUCUUCCCAACCCCUCAGCUACCUCUGCCAUUAGUGAUUUAAAUACUACGGGUCAGGGAGGCUUUCUGUGAUCCUUGACUAUCUCUGGGCCUUCCCCUACUGAGGUUAAGAGAAAGGAAGGUGCCCCCUCUUUCCCAGCCCUACUCCCCCUCCCUCCAGCUCAUCCCCCUCGUUGAGUGGCAUGGAUCGCACCCUGCCUCACCUAGAAGAUGGCAGUGUAGCCGAAGGAACACUCCAGAUUGAGUACAAGAAGCUGGCUCUGGAAGGGAGGGGCUCACCUGUCCUUGCAGAGGAGGAGGUGUGGGAGGUGGAUUAUCUGUGACUAUUUCUAGUAUCCCAUUAAAAUACACUGUCUGCAAAAA